AUGUCUCGUAUUAUUGUUAAGGGUUUACCCGUCUACUUGACAGAUGACAAUCUCAAGGAGCAUUUUACAAAGAGGUUGCGUCAGAAACAUUCCCAUCAAGCAGUUAACGGCAGCGGUCCAGACCUCAUAACCGAUGUUAAAAUUCUUAGAGAUAGGAAUGGGGAGAGUAGAAGGUUUGGAUUUAUUGGAUACCGUAAUGAGGAGGAUGCUUUUGAUGCUGUUGAGUACUUCAAUGGCAGUUUUGUCAACACAUCCAAGAUAGAGGUUUCUAUGGCCAAAAGUUUUGCAGAUCCAAGAGUUCCGCAGCCCAUGAAGGAAAAGAGAAGAGAAGCCUUGAAAAGGUUUAGAGAAAAGGAGGAAAGGUUGCUGCAGGAGGAAAAUCGAAAGAAAAUGAAAUUGGAUGAAAAUAAGCACCGCAACAUUGACGACGAGAUUCGUAAGAACAAGCAAUUGCAAGAGUUCAUGGAGACUAUGAAGCCAAGCUCACAAGUCACAUCAUGGGAAAAGGUGGGUAUUGACAAAAGCAUAGAGGACAAAGAACAAAAAGGGGGAGAAGAGGAGCCCAGCGUGCAGGGGAACUCCCUACUGGCCCAUGCAUUAGCUUUGAAGGGAGAGAACAGUAAAGAGGAGGCACCAAAUUUGAUCAUUGACAAUGAAAGUGACGACGAGUAUUCGGCUCUCAAUUCCAACAGGGAUGAAGAUCAAGGAGAGGCCGAAGAGGAAGAAAAGAUGAUAAGUUUGAGCAAUUUGACAGAUGCCGAUACAGGUCUAGUUAAUGAUGAUACUAAUAAUGACGAGGCAGAAAAUGAGAGCAGGAGAAAUCUUGCCCAAGAUGAAAAGGUUUCUGACUUGGAUUGGUUCAAACAACGUCGUGUAAGAAUCAAAGAAAGUGAAGCGGAAGAAAGAGAAAAGUCAUUAUCAUACAGUACUGAACAAAAUGAAAGUCUCGAUGCCAAGGAAGAGGAACAACCAGAGCCUAUAGUUCAACAAAAGACCGACGAAGAACGGGCCAUUGAAAAAAUCAAUCAAACUGGGCGUCUAUUCUUACGUAAUAUUUUGUACACUUCCAAAGAAGAAGAUUUCAAGAAACUGUUUAGUCCGUUCGGAGAGUUAGAAGAAGUUCAUGUGGCUUUGGAUACCAGGACUGGUCAAUCCAAGGGAUUCGCAUACGUUCUAUUCAAAGAACCUAAGAGUGCAGUGAACGCCUAUGUUGAAUUGGAUAAACAAAUUUUUCAAGGAAGACUAUUACAUAUUCUUCCUGGUGAAGAAAAAAAGAAUCAUAGAUUAGACGAAUUUGAUUUAAAGAAUAUGCCAUUGAAAAAGCAAAAGGAUUUGAAAAGAAAGGCAGCCGCAUCCAGACAAACAUUUUCUUGGAACUCCUUAUAUAUGAACCAAGAUGCUGUUUUGGAUAGUGUGGCAGCCAAAUUGGGUUUAGAAAAAUCUCAAUUGAUCGAUGCUGAAAGCUCAAGUUCAGCUGUUAAACAGGCUUUAGCUGAAGCCCACGUUAUUGGUGACGUUAGAAAAUAUUUUGAAUCUAAAGGUGUUGAUUUGACCAAGUUUUCACAGUUGAAAUCUACAAAUCAAAGAGACGAUAAAGUGAUAUUAGUGAAAAAUUUCCCCUUUGGGACAACUAGAGAAGAACUUGGCGAAAUGUUUUUGCCAUAUGGUAAAUUGGAAAGGUUGCUCAUGCCAUCAGCUGGUACAAUCGCUAUAGUUCAAUUCAGGGACGCAACCUCUGCAAGGGCAGCUUUCACUAAACUAUCAUAUAAGAGAUUUAAGGACGGUAUAAUAUAUUUGGAAAAGGGACCUAAGGAUUGUUUCACUAAGCCGGCUGAGGCCGAUGAUUUGAUAAAUAACACUUCUGCAAGGGAAGAAGAGAAACCGGUAGAGAUAAAACCUUCGUCGAAUGAUUUAAUGGAAACAAACAAGGAUAUAGAUGAGGAGUCAUCAGCUAUACAUGAUGAAGAUGUUAUUGAUGGUCCAACUGUGUCAGUCUUUAUCAAGAAUCUCAACUUUUCCACCACGAACCAAAACCUUACCGAUAGGUUCAAAGCGUUCACUGGAUUUGUUGUUGCCCAGGUGAAGACGAAACCUGAUCCAAAACAUCAAGGCAAGACUUUGUCCAUGGGGUUCGGGUUUGUAGAAUUCAGGACUAAAGAACAGGCUAAUGCCGUAAUAGCCGCAAUGGAUGGCACUGUAAUUGAUGGUCAUAAAAUUCAAUUGAAGUUAUCUCAUAGACAAGCCUCUCAAAACGGUAACAAAAAGGCUAAAUCCAAUAAGAAAAGUGGUAAAAUUAUUGUUAAGAAUCUACCAUUUGAAGCUACUAGAAAGGACGUUUUCGAAUUAUUCAAUUCUUUUGGUCAAUUAAAGUCCGUUAGAGUUCCAAAGAAGUUCGAUAAGUCCGCAAGAGGUUUUGCGUUUGUAGAAUUUUUAUUACCAAAGGAAGCAGAAAAUGCUAUGGAUCAACUUCACGGUGUCCAUUUACUGGGUCGUAGAUUGGUAAUGCAAUAUGCAGAAGAAGAUGCAGUCGACGCGGAAGAAGAAAUAGCGAGGAUGACAAAGAAGGUUAGAAAGCAAGUUGCCACUAAUGAGAUGGCAGCUUUAAGAAAUAGGGGUGGUAGAAAGAAACUAGACAUGGAUGAUGAAGAAAAUGAAGGUUUUUAG
Messenger RNA from Saccharomyces paradoxus, 2664 nucleotides. RefSeq names its product RNA-binding ribosome biosynthesis protein MRD1 (gene MRD1). Bases 1 to 2664 code for a protein of 887 amino acids. NCBI's taxonomy places the organism in Eukaryota, Fungi, Ascomycota, Saccharomycetes, Saccharomycetales, Saccharomycetaceae. Gene Ontology annotation, molecular function: RNA binding. The transcript has a single exon. The record is from RefSeq and is a predicted model, not a curated record.